Cajanus cajan (pigeon pea) is the source of this 2264-nucleotide messenger RNA. RefSeq names its product oxidation resistance protein 1. The record is from RefSeq and is a predicted model, not a curated record. NCBI's taxonomy places the organism in Eukaryota, Viridiplantae, Streptophyta, Magnoliopsida, Fabales, Fabaceae.
GGAUCGAACCCAGAAUCUCUGGUUCCGUAGACCAGCGCCUUAUCCAUUGGGCCAUGAAGUCUUUUUGACAUUCCGCUCUGUCAUUAGUAAAUUAACUUUACUUUCAGUCUAGUUAGGCUGUUCCUUUCCUUGGCACCUUUUGCCGCCUGGUGAUCGCAGAACCAUGGAGCCACGCUCGGGAGCUGCACUGCAACCGCAAGCAUACAGAGAAAAAGGAAGAAGGAAUUAAGCAGAGGAUAGGAAUAUAGGAAUAAGGAAUCCCAAUCCAUAUUUAUUUUAGCGGUGGAAAUUCAACACUGCUCGCUUAUAUUCCAUUUAUAGCAAUAGCAGAUGGGUAAAAAGCAAUCAUUUCGGAGUAAAGCAGCGCACUUUGUUUCUGAUCUCACCACUGUUCUUCUCAACCCUAUUUCUGACAACAACAACAACAACAACAACCCUAUUUCUCUCCCUCCUUCCGAAGAAGAAGACGAAGAAGCGGGUGAGUCAAACGGUAGUCACGACCAUGAGGUGAUAAAUUCAAUUGAUGGACCUGAUACUUCAUCCUUCACUGCGUUUCUCUACUCUUUGUUAUCUUCUUCGGAUUCCGGGGUUGAGAAGAAUGAUGAUGAGGUGGCAGGUGAUGACUCUGCCGUGAAGACCAGUUUGUUUUCCAGGGGCAAGCAUUCACUUGGUAGGGCCAUUCAACAAGCUGCGCUAAUGGGUGCAUUUCGCGUCAGGGAUACUAACAGGAAUAAUAAUUACACCGAUACCAAGUUCAACGAGGGGAUUCAGAUGAAGUGCCUUGUGAGGGACCCUGUGCCUGUUGUUGAUCAUUAUCAGCCUCAAAUUUCUGAGCCUUCAAUGCUCGUUUCUGAUGGGAUGAGGGAUGCUGUGUAUGCCUCACUUCCGGGGCUUGUUCAUGGCAGGAAAUGGAUGUUGCUAUACAGCACUUGGAAGCAUGGUAUAUCACUUUCAACACUUUACCGGAGAAGCAUGCUUUGGCCUGGAUCGAGUUUGCUGGUUGUUGGGGACCGUAAAGGAGCAGUAUUUGGUGGCUUGGUUGAAGCUCCUCUUAGACCAUCUAACAAGAGAAAAUAUCAGGGAACAAACAAUUCAUUUGUUUUCACAAACACCUCUGGUUGUCCUGUUAUAUAUCACCCAACAGGAGAAAACCGGUACUUCACACUUUGCACCACUGACUUUCUAGCAAUUGGUGGGGGAAGUCAUUUUGCGCUUUAUUUGGACGGUGAUCUAUUGCAUGGGUCCAGUUCGGUUUCAGAAACUUACGGGAAUCCUUGCCUUGCACAUUCUGAAGAAUUUGAAGUGAAGGAAGUAGAGUUUUGGGGCUUCGUAUUUCCUUCAAAGUAUGCGGAAAUCAUGGAAUUGAGCAGAACAGAGACACCUGGGGUCUGUCGCUGGUAAAUAUUUCUCUGGGCACGUGUCAAUGCCUCAGCAGUUUGUAAUUCAUUGACGGGUCAUGCUGCGUCAUAAACUUGACAAUAUCUGAUAGUAAAGGAUACAUAGUUGAUUGAUAGACAAUAUGAUGAAGAAAUUUCAUAUAUCCACUCAUGUUACAACUGUGUAACAUGCUUGUAAAUAUUUGCAAGACUGUAUGUACAGAGUUCAUAAUCAUACCCAUUACAAAAUGGCCAAUUUUGUGUGAUGUGUUUGCAUGCAUUAUUAAAGCAGAUGAAGGAAAACGAAGGAUACCUUGUGCUCCAGUAUUGUUGAAGUCAACUGUUCUACAGUCCUAUAACAAAAAUGCUUUAGAAGAAAGAGGGUGUCUUUUACAGCUUGCAUAAAAGGUGUUCAGACGGGAUUUUUUGCUAGGCUGCACUACUUCUAUAUCUUCUGCUAAUGCUUCCGUCACAUGCAGUUACAUAUCGGAAUUUUUUUUCUUCCAUGCGACACUGUAUUAUUGAUAUUUUGAAGUCUGCAUGACACACUAAGACCUAUCCUGGAACUGUUGCACCAGCAUCAUUCUUCUGAAACGGUUGAGCAUAAUUAGAUGUAGGUUAGCUAGGUUUAACAUCUCAGUCCUAGCAAAUAAAUCUAAGAUCUCCAUGUACUAGAAUGUAGAGAAAAGGAAAAGGCUUGCCUCUUAUUUGUUGCACAAAAGAUACUGAAGAGCAUGACAAAAGAAAUGGGGGAAAAAAAAACUGAAAACCCUCCUUCGGAGAGAAGUCCCCAAAAAUUGUCUCAAUUUUUAACAUUUGUAAUGUGUGUUUGGAUUGAAUUAUGUUUAGAUACUAUUUGAACAAUGGAUCAAGUUUUAUGUUUGGAUA